AUGAUAAGAAGAGGCAAAAAAGUUAUCUCAAUAAUUAAUGCAUUCUCCAAAAGAAGGGUACAGACGAUAAUUCGUAAAGAUGAAGUAUAUUCAGCAGAUAGAUAUGAAGAGCUAAAUUUUUUAGAGAAUAAAAUAAAAGAUAAUUUACAUAAAUUAAAAUGUUUAGAACAAAAGAAAAUUCAAAGUGAUCGAAUAGUUUAUAAAAAUAUAUUAAAAGAACUUUUAAAAGAAAAAGAAAAUUUCGUUGCUGAUGAAAUGAUUCAUUUUUUGUACAUACUAGUAUAUAAUGAUUUAUAUUACUUAGAUAUAUGCUCCAACUUUUUUUCCUAUUUUUAUGAUAAAUAUUUGUUUUCGAAACGUUAUUUCAAUAAUGUAAAUGUAAAUAGCAUUAUUCACGUUAUAUAUUCCUACUACUUAUUUGAAAAUUACUACUUCUUAACUUGGCACAAGCGAAAUGUUCAUACUUUAAAAAAUAAUGAUAAAAAUAUUGUCGAAGAAACGGAUACACAAACGCUAAAGGGCGUCUUCGAGGACAGCAGCGUUCUGACGCACCCCCGGUUAAUCCGGAAGGAUGGGAGGAGCGGCAGGAACAAUAGUAGUAGCCCCAAUAGUAGUAGCCCCAAUAGUAGUAGCCCCAAUAGUAGUAGCCCCAAUAGUAGUAGCCCUAGCAGUAGUAGCCCCAAUAGUAGUAGCCCUAGCAGUAGUAGCCCCAAUAGUAGUAGAUUCAAUAGUAAUAGUCGCAGUAAUUGUAGCCGCAAUAGUGGAAGUCGUACGGGAGGAGGUCCGUGGGAAGACAGGGAACACACAAACGGGACUAGCAGAUACAGGGACUACUACAAUAAUGCCGCCUACAGGAGCUUUCAUAUUUACAAUUUCUUUUCCCCUUUUAUUAACACGAACAUAGACUAUAUAAAUAAAAAUCAUUUGAUAAAAAUUUUACUGGUCCUAUCACAGUAUGUGUACAAUUCUACUAUUUGUGGGGUUGCUCAAUAUGAAGAUUGUACUAGCAAAAGGUGUAUUAACUCGUUAUAUAAUGAUAAGUUUAAAAAUGUGGGGAAAAUUUUAUUUACAUUAAUAGAAGCAUUUGUUGAAAAGAUUAACAUAAAAAAAGAUAUAAAAAAAGCAUAUAUGCCAGAAACGAUAAACGAAAAAGAAAUAAAAAAAAAGAAAGAGAGAUAUAUCAAUUUAAUCGAUAAUUCGUACAAGAAUUUUAUUUACAUAGACAACGAUUUGAAUGAACAUAAAUUAAUUUGUCUUUUUUUUUACAUUAUUUCAAACAUCUUUUAUCCAAUUUCGGAAAAUUUUUUUUUCAAAGGGGGUCAUUUAUACAUAGACGAGAUGUCAAAUGGUUAUACUUCCAGUAAAUCAACUGAAGAAGCGAAAUUAGAUCAAAAGGAUAAAGAUUAUAUUAUAUCAUUGCGCAAAGACGCAAGUGCUAGCGAAAAUUUACGUGCAGAUAAUGAAUCCAUUUUUCCUAUAGUGGAUAUGUUUACAAUGCAUUAUAAUACUAUAGAAAUACGUAAUGUAUUUUACAAAAACACAGGAAGUGAGAAGACCAGUAUUGAAAAUUUUAUCAUAUAUAAAAAUAAUAUAUUAAAAAAUAUGAAAAAAAAUGUAUAUCUAGAUAGCAUAUACAGUUUAGAAGUACAUUAUAAGUUAAUUUUUUUUAAAGCAAUUUAUUCUUUAAAUUUUUUUAAAUCCCCUUUUUUGAAAUAUGUUUAUUUGAUACAUCAUUAUCAGAAAUAUAACAGUAUCGAUUAUUUUGAUUACUGUGAGAGGUUGCAUUUUCACAAUGAUCAAAAUGUUCACAUCGAAAUAGGCAAUGCUGAUGGUCAGAGCGAAACAAGAAAUGUGGAAAUGAAUCAAAGUAAUAUAUACAAAGAAGAUAUUAAAGAAGCAUCCGACAUAGAGGAUAUAAAGUACGAUAGGAUAACUGAGAAAACACGCGAACAAUGGCUAAGGAACAAAAUGAAAAACAUUUCAAAAAGAGGUUAUAUUUUCAAUAAUGAGUAUAUAAAUUUAUUGAACGAUAUUGACUGUAGCAUAAGAAACAAUUCAACUGAGCAAACUAUAAACACUUUACUUCAUAUGCAUUUGCUAAGAUUUAUGGAUAAUCAUUUUAUAAUUUUAUUUAUAUCAAAAUUAUGUAACAGUACUGAUAAAUUAAGAAAUGAACACAAAAAGAAAAUUAAUAUUAUUAUAACAUCCUUACUAACAUUUCUCUCCUCGCACAUAAAUUCUCCGAAUUUAUCUUUUCAAAAAAAAGCAAAAUGCUCCAUCAAUAUUUUCAAUCAUGUAUAUUAUAACAACAAUGUGUAUAUAAAGCAUUUAAAGAAGUUAUAUGACUUUGUUUUACUUAUGUAUAACAAAAAAGUUUUCAAAAGAAAAAGGAAGGAGUUACUAUCUUGGACUAAUUAUAAGUGCCUCUGA
Plasmodium malariae is the source of this 2430-nucleotide messenger RNA. Its product is annotated as conserved Plasmodium protein, unknown function. The record is from RefSeq and is a predicted model, not a curated record. NCBI's taxonomy places the organism in Eukaryota, Apicomplexa, Aconoidasida, Haemosporida, Plasmodiidae. The transcript has a single exon. The coding region runs from base 1 to 2430 and encodes 809 amino acids.